AUGGAGGUCGCGCACCACCGACGUCGGGUAGUAGUAUCCAGCCUGGCUGCGCCGCGCUGCCUGCAAGAAGUCACAGGAUCUCCGGGCGGAGGGUUCCAGCAGGCGAACUGGCCGCCAGCAGGCAGGCACGACAAGACCGCAGCAGUCAGGCUCUACAGCAGGCACCGCAGGUGCACCCGACUGACGGGGCCGAGUGUGACGCUGAACCUGGAUUCCUGGGUCUGCGAGGCAUAUCCAGCUGCUGCGGAUCGUGCAGCCAGGACGGAUUGGGGCGGCGGCGUUGCCCAAGACGGAAAGGCGUGCCCGAGGCGCCGGGCUCUCCGCGAGCCCGUAGGGCAGGAGCAAAUGCAGUCAGAGAGGGACGGCAUGGGCCCGUCAGCUCGACGACAGGCCGGAUAA
Molecule: messenger RNA, 399 nt
Organism: Gaeumannomyces tritici R3-111a-1
Lineage: Eukaryota; Fungi; Ascomycota; Sordariomycetes; Magnaporthales; Magnaporthaceae
Exons: 2
Coding region: 1-399 (132 amino acids)
Source: RefSeq, a predicted model, not a curated record